This is a messenger RNA of Leptopilina heterotoma, 387 nucleotides long. RefSeq lists its product as uncharacterized. The record is from RefSeq and is a predicted model, not a curated record. Gene Ontology annotation, molecular function: nucleic acid binding. Lineage: Eukaryota; Metazoa; Arthropoda; Insecta; Hymenoptera; Figitidae. Gene Ontology annotation, biological process: DNA integration. Bases 1 to 387 code for a protein of 128 amino acids. The transcript is spliced from 2 exons.
AUGGUGAUAACUGAUACACCAUUGGACGCAUGGGACAAAGUGUCCCUAGAUACAGUAGGAAAACUUCCGACUACAGCUAAUGAAAAUUAUCACAUCUUAACAAUGCAAGAUCAGCUUAGUGAAUAUUGCAUUUUUGUAUCAAUACAGGAUAAAAAUGCAACAACGAUAGCAAAUGCAAUAGCUACUAACCUAAUUUCAGUAUAUGGUGCACCCAAAUGUCUACUGAUAGACCAAGGAAGAUCCUUCACAAAUAAAGAUGGCUAUGUACAUGUAUAUACUGAUGGAGCUUGUAAGGCAAAUGGUAAACCCAAUGCACAAGCCGGAAUAGGAAUUUGGUUUAACCAAGAACAUCCGCUAAACAUCAGUGACAAGGCAUGUAAUAGAUAA